UUGAUCAUAUCCUUCUUCUAUGUGACGCCGUAUGCACUGAACAUCUCACGCUACUCGAGCAUAUCAACUUAUUCUUUAUUCUUUCCUGAAAAUACAAGACGCCACCAACGAUGGGAUUUCGCAGACGAUUCAUCGGCUUCACCGGGGCCGUUCAGAUAUUGCUCACUCUCGCCAUGCUCAUUAUGGCGUCUCUCUUAUCGUUCACAACCCUCGCCAACGUCACCAACAACGCUGUUGGUUCCCCACUGUGGGGAGGAAUCAUUAUAUUGAUGUGCGGUGCUGGUAACAUAAUAGAUGCACUAGAGUCACCUUCGAAAAAGAGGUCAACACAAGAAUACCACAUGUUACCCCUCAACUUCGGUACGCUCCUCGCCAACCUGAUUGCUUUCUUCGUCUCCGCCACCAUCCUGGGUCUCUUCUCGUGGUCGGUGAGCACGGUUAUCAAUGCAUUGGUCGUCCCUUCCUCCGCCAUCAUCCUCGCCGCCAGCUUCAUCUGUAUCUUCUCCUUCUUCGCUCUAUGUGCUGACUGCUGCCAAUUCUGCUUCACACCCCCUCCGCAUCAACAGAGACCGUACUACGUGGACUAUGAUGGGCCUCCUCGUGGUAUCCCAAACCAGGUGUUCAAGGCCUAAUCUUACAUCAAAUUGGCAACGUCAACAUGCAGAGACCCAGAAGGGUCGUGCUAGCUGUAUUCAGUUCAUUGACAAUAUAGCUAACUCUUAAUAUGAUUUGUGUAUAUGUGCUCCCGUUAUCAGUUAUCAGUCCCCCGUUAUCUAUUCGAAAUUCAAGGCAGAAGAGGGUAUAGAGGGACUCACCCCAUUUAGACAAACAGCCUGUGGGAUCUACAAUACAAAGAAAUAUAUCAGGGAAGCGGGAAAACAUUAAUAACAAUUACAUAUGUAGCAUAGUUUUACACUGACAUAAAAUAUGCUUUCAUAAUACGGCUAGAAAAUAAGGCAUU
Strongylocentrotus purpuratus (purple sea urchin) is the source of this 961-nucleotide messenger RNA. RefSeq lists its product as uncharacterized. The coding region runs from base 111 to 632 and encodes 173 amino acids. Lineage: Eukaryota; Metazoa; Echinodermata; Echinoidea; Camarodonta; Strongylocentrotidae. The transcript has 5 exons. The record is from RefSeq and is a predicted model, not a curated record.